This is a messenger RNA of Cottoperca gobio, 3412 nucleotides long. RefSeq names its product phosphoinositide 3-kinase regulatory subunit 5-like. The record is from RefSeq and is a predicted model, not a curated record. Gene Ontology annotation, cellular component: phosphatidylinositol 3-kinase complex, class IB. The coding region runs from base 242 to 2887 and encodes 881 amino acids. Gene Ontology annotation, biological process: positive regulation of MAP kinase activity; G protein-coupled receptor signaling pathway. Gene Ontology annotation, molecular function: 1-phosphatidylinositol-3-kinase regulator activity. The transcript has 17 exons. NCBI's taxonomy places the organism in Eukaryota, Metazoa, Chordata, Actinopteri, Perciformes, Bovichtidae.
GCAGGCUGUAUUUUCUGCCCUGACAUUUAUUUUUGCGUCUCUGUUUGUGCGAGUGAGCCUUGUACUCUGGAUUGUGUUUGAUUGUCUAUUGAGAGGAACAAUAAUCAUUUAAAAGUGUUGGCAACAGCAAUAACAGGAAGUUUAUAUUGGUUUACCGGAACACAAUAAUAGGUCAUAAUUCUUGUUUUUAUUUUUGGACUUCCUGUUGGUUUAUCUCCUAUAUUUUUCUGUGGAUGUUACGAUGCCUCAGCAGAAGAGGAUGCAGAAGAUGGAGCAGAGCUCGUGCACCGAGGAUCGUAUCCAGCAUGUCCUCGAGCGUUGCCUCUGUGGCCUGGGUCACGACACUCCGGACAAACAACUCUGGAACGCUGGGCUGUGCAUAAAUCGCUGGUGUUUGGAGGAACUUGUAAAGAGAGAUGCCCACAACUUCCUCAUCCUUCUACAGAAAAUACUGAGAAAAACAAAGGAGGUGCUGGAGGAGAGUCGGUAUGAACUGGUGGUGCCCCUCACUCUCCUGUUCUCUUCAACCCUUCUUAAAGCUCCACAUGUGGCUACAGACUGCAGUGUGCUGCAGGAGGCCUACUUUUUGUUCCAUAGUUUCCUGGCCUGGCCUGAGCCUUGCAGCUCUGCCAGUAAACGCCUGCUGAAUAUCCUGCAGCAGGAGCUCAGAGCACCAGGUAUUUCAUUUCAAAGACUGGUUCGGGCAGAGCAGGGUGUUUGCCCUGAGAUUCACAGCUCAAAAACCAUGACGGUGUUGUUAGUGAGCCCAGAUGAGGACGUCCCUCCAGAGGUCCAGUCUGUCUCGGAGCAGCUGAUUAGCACCCAGCACUCCAACAUAGACGUCACCCUCAUCCUGCACGGCUUUCAGGCUGCUCUGGGCACCAAACACGACCUGCAGGCGCUCCGCACUGCCCUGCAGACAAAGCGGCCUGAGCAGCUGGAGCAGCUCAUGGAGGCGGUGACUAAUCGCAUGGAGACAGCAGCUUCUACAGCAGAUCCCAGCACAGCUAGACAAGUUCUUCAACACAGCAUGGAGGCGCUCAGAGAAGGCCUCGCUGUUCCUGCUCCUGCUGAUGGCCGCACAGAUAAUGGGGCUGUUGAGACUUUCGUGCUGCCCUUCCCCAAAUGUCACACAUGCUCCUGGGAAAACGACAACUUUGAUGUUCUGAAUGCCGUUCUCGAGUCCGACCUGGACUCCCCUCUGGACUGUUUCCUUAAAACAGAAAUGGAUGAGGAGGAUAAUAAUGACACCAGUGUGGAUGAGGAAGACGAGGUGGAGGCAAACAAAGUGGAGCAGGACUUUCAAAACCACCGUAUCUCCACCGCAUCCUCUUCUUCGAGGGACUCCGGCUACUCUCUCUCCUCCAGCUGGUCUGUGUUCUCCACGCCGUCUGGCUCAUCAGGCGUGGAAAGUGACUUCAGUGAGGACAUAACACAUGAGGACAAAAGGGAAGGACAAGACAGCCAACCAAAGCUUCGAAAGAAACCCAAAAAGAAGUCCAGAUCCAUCUUAGGCGUAGAACGCUUGUCCUCGUUUUUCAAGACUCCCCGCAGCCCGAGCAGCUGCCGGCGCGUCCAGAGUAUGGGCCACUCUUGUGACUUCCCCAAAGACGUUCAAAGAACUAGAUCGCAGAAAACACACCUCAAAAACACCUUGUACCCCUCCAGACAAGUUCAUCCUCUGCCUUCAUCCGCUGCUACCUCGGAUCCUCUUUCCCCCCGGAAGCACAUGUGCGUCCGCAGGAGGCCGAUCCUGAGCUGCGAUGAAGGCGAUGUGGCAGAGGUGCCUACCCUCAUCAAAGUGGUGGUGUUUGGAGGUGACAAAGAAGCUGGCAGGCUGGCCAGGGCGUACAGCGACCUGCAGCAGAAAGAGAGCAAAUGUCCCCGACUCACCAAGACAUGCAAACUGCAGUUUUACUUUGUUCCCACCAAAAGGAGAACGACAGGAAGCCCAGGAGGAGGACACACUCCCACUGAAGGGCCGACAGGAAGUUCAACCAGAGCUGCUGCCUCUGUGGAGUCUAACGGCAGUGUGCUGGAGGACAGCACCACUGAUAUAGCCCAGAUGUUGGGCAUGAUCGACCCCUGGUACGAGCGGAACGUCCUCAGUCUGCUCAGCUUGUCCUCUGACGUCCUUUGUCAGCAGACUCCCUGUAAGGAGGGCAAUGAGUCAGUGAGCAGUGGCAGCACGGAGAGUCUGCUGGCUGACAUGGUGCUUUAUUACUGUCGACAUGCAGACCAGCCUGUUCUGGUGCAGCUCUACCAGGCUGAGCUGACCCUGGCUGGAGGAGAGAGAAGAAAGGAAGUGUUUAUCUACUCUCUGGAGCUCGGGCACUCUGCUGGAACCAGAGCGGUUAAGGCCAUGGGUGCUGCCAGCAAAAGGUUUGGAAUUGAUAAAGAACAGGAGGCUAUCCCUUUAACACUACGUGUUGCCUACAACAAGGUGGCUGUCAGCGGGAGGAGUCAGUGGACCGAGGCAGAGAUGGUUUGCACCUCAAUUAAUCUUCACAAAGCCUGCAGGGAACCUGAGCAGCUUGAUUCAAGAAUAGAACGUUUGCAGCUGACAAUGACAGAAGUCCUGAAGAGGCAGUGCUCCAAGUCUAAAAAGGGCAGCAACCAGCACAUCUCCGUAUCAGAGGUGAAGGUGGACAAGGUGCAGGUGAACGCUGGAGCAGAUGGGACGACUUUUGCUGUGUGUCUGGAUCAGGAUGAGAAGAAGUUUAUCCAAAGUGUCACCAGGUGUGAAGUGUCUCUUUGCUGUAAACCAGGAAGCAGUUCAGACUGGAGGUCCUACAAGCCCUCGCCCGGACAAGUGCAGCCUCUGCACCCGUCCUACUGCUCCCUGCUCUGCCUCCCCAUCACCUCCUUCUCUGCCUCAUAUCCAUGACACACUUUUUACAACACCACGGAUGUUAAACAAAAAGCAACGCGGGAUGCAGAACAUAAAUACUGUAGCACAAACAGUACAGUAGCACAAUUAAAAUUAAUUGAUGCACUUACAUUUCAUGUUUAUCCUGUAGCUGAUGCCAAGGUGUGUCACAUUAUAAUAAGAAGGAGGCGUGUGGCACUGUUAAGAGGAAUGUUUCCCAGCUUUCUACAGUUUGAUUACCGUAGUUGCUGGAAAAGACAAUUUUAGCAAGUUUGAAAAAAAGAAGCUGAAUGCUGGAUCUGUAGAACAGGCUUUAUGUCAAUGAUCUGCUGCCAGUAGCAUUGAACUGAUUACUUGAUUAUCACUGUGUACGUUCUGUUGGGCCUUGACCAGAGUAAAUGCCCUUUUUUUCAUUUUAAAUGUGUAUUAAAAUAAGCUAUUUAUUUUGAAGAGUGGCAACGGUGAAUUUUUCUUUUCUUUUUUCAGAAAAUACGUUUCAAUGUGUUUUUAUAAUUUUAAAAUAAAAUCAUACUUGGUUACUUA